Messenger RNA from Alnus glutinosa, 2186 nucleotides. Its product is annotated as protein DETOXIFICATION 46, chloroplastic-like. The transcript is spliced from 15 exons. Lineage: Eukaryota; Viridiplantae; Streptophyta; Magnoliopsida; Fagales; Betulaceae. The record is from RefSeq and is a predicted model, not a curated record. Gene Ontology annotation, molecular function: xenobiotic transmembrane transporter activity; antiporter activity. Bases 21 to 1730 code for a protein of 569 amino acids. Gene Ontology annotation, cellular component: membrane. Gene Ontology annotation, biological process: transmembrane transport.
GACCAACUCCUCAACUGUGCAUGUGCUAUUAUUCUCUCUUCCUCGUCUCGGCUCUGUCCUCCCCGCUUUUUCAUAUUUUGGCGUCCAUUUCCAACGGCAAAAAGCAAAAAAUGCAAUUCCAAACCCUAAUAGGCUGCCCUUCUCACACCCCUCUCUUCCAAAACACCACUCAAAAACGACUCUCUCUUUACCCUCGCUUUCACGCGCCUCUUUUCCCUUCAAAUUUGUCGCUCGCUUCGACGCCGAAAAGUCGUCGAAAUCGGAUUAUAACCGCUUGCAUUAGCCCCACCGAAGCCUCGGGCGAAAACGAUGGCGGUACCGUUUCGGUUUCGGGAAAGGUGUUGGGGGUUGUGGGGGGAGAGGAAUCGGGGAGUGAAGAGAGACAGAGUAUAUGGAAUCAGAUGAAGGAGAUUGUGAAGUUCACUGGGCCCACCACGGGGCUCUGGAUUUGCGGGCCCUUGAUGAGUCUGAUUGACACCGUGGUGAUCGGUCAGGGUAGCUCCAUUGAGCUCGCUGCUUUAGGCCCGGCAACGGUUAUAUGCGAUUAUAUGAGUUAUACGUUCAUGUUCCUUUCGAUUGCUACUUCGAAUAUGGUUGCUACUUCCCUUGCCAGAAAGGAUAAAAAUGAAGUCCAGCAUCACAUAUCUAACUUACUCUUUAUUGGGUUCACUUGUGGCUGCUUGAUGCUUUUGUUUACAAAGUUCUUUGGUUCAUGGGCACUGACUGCUUUUACUGGACCAAAGAACGCACAUGUUGUACCUGCAGCAAACACAUAUGUUCAGAUUCGAGGCUUAGCAUGGCCUGCACUUCUCGUUGGAUGGGUUGCUCAAAGUGCAAGUCUCGGCAUGAAAGAUUCCUGGGGACCUUUAAAGGCUUUGGCGGUUGCCAGUGUUGUAAAUGGCAUUGGUGAUAUAUUCCUGUGCAGCUUCUUAGGCUAUGGUAUUGCUGGUGCAGCAUGGGCUACAAUGGCUUCUCAGGUUAUUGCAGGUUAUAUGAUGAUUGAAACUCUGAACAAAAAAGGAUACAAUGCUUUUGCUAUCUCUGUUCCAUCACCUCAUGAACUUUCAACAGUACUUGGGCUUGCUGCUCCAGUUUUUUUAACAAUGAUGUCAAAGGUGGCUUUCUAUUCCCUCCUUAUAUAUUUUGCCACAUCUAUGGGCACACACACCAUGGCCGCUCAUCAGGUCAUGGUUCAAACGUUCUGUAUGUGUACGGUAUGGGGUGAACCUCUAUCGCAAACCGCACAAUCAUUUAUGCCGGAGUUCAUAUAUGGAGCCCGUCGAAAUUUGGAAAAGGCUCGAAUGCUGCUAAAGUCACUUGUCAUCAUUGGAGGAAUAGCUGGGUUGCUAUUAGGGAUUGUUGGAACAUGUGUUCCUUGGUUGUUCCCCAAAAUUUUUACACAUGAUCAGAAUGUCAUACAGGAGAUGCACAAGGUUCUCAUUCCAUAUUUUCUUGCAUUAGCUGUCACACCCCCAACUCACAGCCUUGAGGGAACAUUGCUGGCUGGACGGGAUCUUAAAUUUAUUAGCUUCUCAAUGACUGGAUGCUUUUCCAUGGGUGCUCUACUCCUACUGCUUGUAAGCAGUAGAGGAUACGGUUUGCCUGGCUGCUGGUUCGGACUUGCAGCAUUUCAAUGGGCUCGAUUUUUCCUCUCUCUUCGGCGCCUUAUUUCUCCGAAUGGCAUACUUUACUCUGAUGAUCUGCUGUUCAAAUUGCAUGAGAGAGUUUAGUCCAAAAUGAAUUCGGGCAAAUGGAUCUAAUGUGAACUCUAUGGACUCUUUCACAUGCCCAGCAAAUUGUUGGAGAUCUCAAUCCCAUUAAGAGCAUGCAUAAAAGAUUGGCGGUUUAACCUUUUGACAUGCACAUGAUUGGGGUGACCAAAACCUCUAAUUACAUAAAAUUGUUGCGAACUCCUUUCUCCAAUGGUCUCAAGAGUCAAGAUCAGAACCAAAUGUAAAUGCUUACAGAGGACAGGAUGGGAAAGGAAAAAGCUUAUAUCAACGUUGCUUGUAGCUUCUGUGAAGGAAAAUCUGAUGGCCAUGUAAACUGUAUAUCCAGACCGAUGAAGGAAACAAGCCUCAGAAAAGACAAAAAGUGGACAUACCAAAAUUAAUUUGCAAAACAAGUGUGCUCAAGAAGACUUUUGUAAACGUUAGCGAAUAUCACCAUCGUUCACUGCCCCCCCC